AUGUCACGGGGCAUCGGGGAACACUUCCCAGCGGAGGGUGGAGUUGAAGAGGCAGACAUUAGCGGUUUUACAACUCCCCAAGGCCCUGCUGAUGCUGCUGGAUGCUGCCUGACCGGCGUCAAGCUUUCCUCGGCUCAGACGGCUGAGGACACUGCGUGGAAGCGUCUAGUCAUUUUGGUGCCCUCGACGACACUUCAGUUGCCAGUCGGAAGAGUUGACGACACCAGUCGCCGCCUCGAAUCCCACCCGGGCCACGAGAGAAGUCUGCGUCAGGCAUGGGAAAAGUAG
Messenger RNA from Protopolystoma xenopodis, 288 nucleotides. The record is from the annotation of a GenBank genome assembly. NCBI's taxonomy places the organism in Eukaryota, Metazoa, Platyhelminthes, Monogenea, Polystomatidea, Polystomatidae.